This is a messenger RNA of Penicillium lagena, 1296 nucleotides long. Its product is annotated as phosphoinositide binding protein ATG18. Gene Ontology annotation, molecular function: phosphatidylinositol-3,5-bisphosphate binding; protein binding; phosphatidylinositol-3-phosphate binding. Gene Ontology annotation, biological process: autophagy of mitochondrion; protein localization to phagophore assembly site; protein lipidation. Bases 1 to 1296 code for a protein of 431 amino acids. The record is from RefSeq and is a predicted model, not a curated record. NCBI's taxonomy places the organism in Eukaryota, Fungi, Ascomycota, Eurotiomycetes, Eurotiales, Aspergillaceae. Gene Ontology annotation, cellular component: cytosol; fungal-type vacuole membrane; phagophore assembly site membrane. The transcript has 5 exons.
AUGACGAUGAAUUUCGUGACGUUCAACCAGGACUAUAGCUACCUGGCGGUCGCUACAGGCAAAGGUUUCCGCAUCUUCACCACUGAUCCCUUCGCCAAAAGCUAUGAGACAAAAGAGGGCAACAUCGCGGUGAUUGAGAUGCUCUUUUCGACAUCUCUAGUAGCCCUCAUCUUGUCCCCUCGCCGGUUGCAGAUUACAAAUACCAAGCGGCAAUGCACCAUCUGUGAAUUGACCUUCCCGACCACCGUCCUGUCAGUCCGGCUGAAUCGCAAGCGCCUCAUCAUUGUCCUGGAGAAUCAGAUCUAUGUCUAUGACAUCCAGACCAUGAAACUCUUGUCUACCAUUGACACAUCACCGAAUCCUCAGGCUAUCUGUGCUCUCGCACCCUCUUCAGACAAUUGCUACAUGGCAUAUCCUCUCCCACAGAAAGCGCCUGCUUCCCAACCCCCACCUGCACAUGCUCCACCGGGGUCAACUCACGUCUCGCCCACCAGCGGGGAGGUCUUGAUUUUUGAUGCCAUAAAGCUGGAGGCUAUCAAUGUCAUUGAAGCUCACCGUUCGCCUUUGGCAUGUAUUACACUCAACAGCGAUGGGACUCUAUUAGCGACUGCCUCCGACAAGGGAACGAUCAUUCGCGUGUUUUCCGUUCCAGAUGGCCAUAAGCUAUAUCAGUUCCGCCGCGGCUCCAUGCCUUCGCACAUAUAUAGCAUGUCCUUCAACACCACUUCGACCCUCCUCUGUGUCUCCUCAUCCACCGAGACCAUCCACAUCUUCAAGCUGAGCCACCAAGGUCCCUCAUCAUCCGACGGGUCCCCUUCACCACUUUCCCCAGGGGGCCGAGACCAGACUUUCGGACAGAGCCCAUUCGGCUAUUCGCCCGAUGAGGACGAUGCUAGCGGGGAAAUUGGCUCUUCGGGGUUCCCCAACAGAAAACACAAUGGCACCUUGAUUGGCAUGCUUCGUCGCACAUCCCAGAAUGUGGGCGGAGCAGUCGCAGCCACCAUGGGUGGAUAUCUUCCCAAGGGCGUCAGUGAAAUGUGGGAGCCAGCACGAGACUUUGCAUGGAUCAAAAUACCUCGGCCCACCCACGGGCAGAGCGGGUCGGGGAAUGCUGGUCCGGUCCGAAGCGUGGUUGCUAUGAGCAGCAAUACGCCUCAGGUGAUGGUUGUCACCAGUGAUGGCAACUUCUAUGUGUUUAACAUCGAUCUAUCCAAGGGCGGGGAGGGGACUCUGACGAAGCAGUAUUCAGUGGUUGAUUCGACUGACCGACUGGGGUACUCGGCUAUGGACUUUUGA